Scedosporium apiospermum is the source of this 951-nucleotide messenger RNA. RefSeq lists its product as uncharacterized. The coding region runs from base 1 to 951 and encodes 316 amino acids. Lineage: Eukaryota; Fungi; Ascomycota; Sordariomycetes; Microascales; Microascaceae. The record is from RefSeq and is a predicted model, not a curated record. The transcript has 2 exons.
AUGCUUCACCACAACCACCCCCCUCCUCCCCGAGCUCUUCGUAACUGCCGUACCAUCACCGCGCAGGCCGGAGCCAUUGGAGGCCAUCGCGGUCUCGUCAUCGCCUUCGAGACCCCAGCAUCGAAAGCCCGGAACCGCGACAAUCAGCGACGCUCCAGGGCGCGUCGACGGGAGCUGAUCGACGAGCUCCAGGAACGAUUAUCGCAAUACGAACGGCGCGGUGUCGCGGCAACGUUGGAGAUGCAGCAGGCGGCCAGGGUGGUCGUCCUCGAGAACCAGUGCCUCCGAGAGCUUCUUGAGCUUCGGGGAGUCUCGAGAGAUGAAGUUGGGAUUUAUUUAUCGAACCGAAUGGGCGCCGGCAGAGGGACGUCUAGUGAUGUCGAUAGAAUAUGGAAUAAAGAUUCCCAAAGACCUCACUCGACCCAGUCAGGCUUUUGCGAGUCGCGGAUCUCGACUCUAGACACUUCGAUUCCUAGUCCUGCCUCUCUGCCACAUUCCCGAAGCUCGACGACGUACGCUCCGUCCUCAAAUGGUACUGACGGUCCAUCACCUUCAAGUCCAGCGUGGCCAACUUCUCCGGCACGACGCUCAACCCAAAUACGGUAUCCUACUGUAGGCCGUUCGCCGACGUCAGAGGAGCACACGUCCGAGGCGCCGUCACUCACGUCUCAACUUUGUAAUGCACCACCAAGUCGCGAUGCUGCGUUCGACAUCCUGGGCCCCGUAUCCGACUGCUUUUGCCCGCCUGACGCCGCGGACGUGGCGCCAGACCACAGCCCCGGACGCGACUCGACGUUAGAGAUGUCCUGCGAAAACGCGGCACGAAUCCUCGCGGAGCUCCAGGGAUACGGGGACUCGGCCGAGCUUCGCUCCAGGUUGGGAUGCCAGGAGUCGACUGAUUGCCGAGUUAAAAACACCAAGUUGCUCCAGAUGAUGGAUGAGCUGGGGUAA